ACCAAAUCCAAGAUUUAAAAAAAAUGGGGACUAUGGGAAGAUCGGAGAGUGGUCUGAAAAAGGGGCCAUGGACUCCCGAGGAAGACGAUAAACUGAUAAACUACAUCCAAAAACACGGCCACGGCAGCUGGCGCGCUCUCCCCAAACUCGCCGGGUUGAACCGGUGCGGCAAGAGCUGCCGCCUCCGCUGGACCAACUACCUCCGCCCCGAUAUCAAGAGAGGCAAAUUCUCCCAGGAUGAGGAGCAAACCAUCCUCAAUCUCCAUGCCAUUCUUGGCAACAAGUGGUCAGCUAUCGCGACACACCUUCCAGGGAGGACAGACAACGAGAUCAAGAACUUCUGGAACACGCAUCUGAAGAAGAGACUGAUACAAAUGGGGUUCGACCCGAUGACCCACCGGCCCCGGACCGACAUUUUCUCGAGCUUGCCCGGGCUCCUCGCCCUCAAGGACCUAAUCGAGAACCCGGAGCAAGCCAUCCGCAUACAAAACGAGGCCGCGCGCCUCAACAACUACUUAACCUACAUUCUCCAGCCGCCACCUCCGUCUCUCGGCGCCGACCUCCCGAGCCUAGCUUUACCACCGCCGCCGCCGCCGCAAGAGAAUUUUUUUCAGGACUCAAUUGCGUUCGGUCAUAUGCCGGAUUUGGUGACGGCUGGCCAGAAUUGCUCGUCGGAUGGCUCGUGGAUCACGAACACGGGCGAUGCGACGAGCUACAGAGGCGCGCAAAUGUGGCCGGAGCUGCAUCUCGAUGAUUCCUUCUUCCGUGAGAUCGCCUAGUGUAAAAUAUUUAUUCCUCUAAAAUAAAAUACUUUGAAUAUUUUCAUUUUCCGUUGGAUUUUUAAUUUUUUUUAGACAUUGUUCAUAUAUAACCGAACCGAGUUUCCAUAGCGACUAUAUUUACGUGUGAUUUUUAAUUUUUUAGGUUACACAUUUUAUUACUAUGCCAAGUUUGAUUUCUUUUCAUAUGUACAAAGAAAGGACCUUUACUAUAUAUAUGAUCACAAUAAUUUUAUUCU
Molecule: messenger RNA, 1018 nt
Organism: Salvia splendens (bonfire salvia)
Lineage: Eukaryota; Viridiplantae; Streptophyta; Magnoliopsida; Lamiales; Lamiaceae
Product: transcription factor MYB93
Exons: 2
Coding region: 24-779 (251 amino acids)
Source: RefSeq, a predicted model, not a curated record